CAGUCCUAUCAUGAAGCGUGCGCGGGAGGCGGAGCCCUCAGAGGAGAGGCCUGCGAAGAUUCGACGUGUGCCCGCAGUCGACAGGCUCUCCAACCUCAGUGACGAGCUCCUGGUGCGCAUACUUUCCUUCGGAACCGUAUCCACCCUCCUCACAGUGCAAAGGGUAUCCAAGAAGUUCGGGCGCAUAGCACUGGACUCCGAACUCUGGAAAGCCGCCUACUACAAUCAAUUCGUCCUCCCGCGCGCAUCGCGUAUAUCGGGGAUCAAGCAUGCCAAGGACGGAGGAGCGUCGGGGUAUCUGCGCUACUCGUCGAAGCUGUCCAGAUGGCUGGAUGAUGGGCACUUGGUGAAGAGGGGGAGCACAAAUUGGAAGCAUCAGUACAGGCUGCGGUACAACUGGGCGAGAGGGAAAUGCGCCGUCAGCGAGAUUGUGGUUGCGGAUCGGCCGCCGGAACCGCCGCUGCUCGUCAUGAUGCAGCAUGGAUUGAUAUAUACGGCGGAUUCCAUGUCCGGGCUGCGCGUGUGGAACUCGAAGGAUGGACGGGAGAUCAUUGCAUCGACGGCGUUGGUCGAUCUUGAAACUACGGCAGCACGUCUCCCUACAGCCAUGGCCGUCGACUCUUCCGCCAAGGGGGGAGUAAAACAGAAAGUGGUCGUAGGCUUCGAGGACGGCUCAUUCGCCAUCUACGCCCUAGAAAGAGAAGAGGGAAACCUCAUCACCCUCUUCAACCACCCUUCAUCCUCAAACGGGAUGCUCUCCGCCGUGGCCUACUCCUCCCCCUAUCUGUUAACCAUGACGGAAGACCACAUCGUCUCCCUAUACAGCUUCCAAGGCCAGGAACAGGCCGUUUCCAACCCCCUCGAUCCCCCAAAACUUCUCUACUCCCUCAGAUCCCACACCGCCUGGCCACCGGUAUCCCUAUCUCUCCGCACCAACGCAACGAGCAUGACGGCCUCGAUAGCCUACGCUCUCCCAACCUACCUCUCCGGCUGGACCGUCGGCAUCCAGGAAAUGCGCCUCUCCCACACGGGCGACCUCCUCGCCUCGCGCCUGGCCACCGCAGCAGACGGUUAUUUCCAGCCCGUAACCGGACGGCCGUCUACACUUUCAUCUCACCGAACGUCACCAACCUCCCAACCCUCUUCAUCCUCAUCCUCCUCAUCCUCCUCCUCAUCAUCAUCAACGAACAACACCUCCCCCCCUUCCCCCCACCAACCAACCUCCAUGUCCUACUCGCACCCCUACCUCCUCGUCACCCACCCAGACAACACACUCACCCUCUACCUCGUCCGCUCGACGUCUUCCUCGCUGUCCAUUGGCGCGGGGACCCGCCUGUGGGGCCAUACCUCGUGCGUGUCUGGCGCGCAGGUGGGCGGGCGCGGGAAGGCCGUGUCGGUGAGUCGGUUGGGGGAUGAGCUGCGGGUUUGGGAUCUGGAGGGGGGUUUCUCUUCUUCUUCUUCCUCUGUGUCUUGUUUUUCGUUCUCGUCGUCCUCGACGGUGGUUUCUUCAGCGGUGAGGGGGAGGAGAGGCGCGGAUGGCGAUUUUAGCGUUAGGGUGCAACCUUCUAAGGGGAGACUGUUUCCGGCCUCGGCGGCAGUUGGCGGGGAAGGAGUAGGAGAAGGAGAUGGGGCAGGUCAUGAGUCGUCGCCGUCGUCAUUGCGGGAGAGUUAUUAUGCUGGGGGGCUGAAAUUUGCGCUCGAGCAGAAGCAUGGGUUCGAUGACGAGAUGGUUGUGAAUCGGGGGUGGGUUGGGUUCGAUGAGCGGAAUGUGGUUGUUUUGAGGGAGAGGAGGCGCGCUGGUGGUUGCGGGGAUGGUGGUGAUGGGUGUGAGGGAGGUGGUGGGCAGCAGGCGCUUGUUGUGUAUGAUUUUGCUUGAUGACUUUGAGGGUGUUUGGAUACUUUGGAGAUUUUGGAGAUUUGAAACUCUUUCGAAUUUUGUCUUGGAAAUGUGGAAAUCAAAGUAUGUAGCUGGCAAGGAAGGACCGAGUAUAUGCGAUCCA
This is a messenger RNA of Westerdykella ornata, 2000 nucleotides long. RefSeq lists its product as uncharacterized. NCBI's taxonomy places the organism in Eukaryota, Fungi, Ascomycota, Dothideomycetes, Pleosporales, Sporormiaceae. Gene Ontology annotation, molecular function: protein binding. The record is from RefSeq and is a predicted model, not a curated record. The transcript is spliced from 2 exons. Bases 11 to 1876 code for a protein of 621 amino acids.